AUGCUCCUGGACAUCCUCAGCAGGCCGUCAUCGCCACCAAAGAGGCCUGGGACUACAGGGAGAAAGAAAGGUCUUCCCAACCCACAGGAGCUGCUCCACCCGACCUCGGCCCUGGCCCACGCCGAGCUUCUUCAGCAGAAGGCGUCCGCUCCAUCGCGUCAGCUGUGUCUGGGAGAGCUGGUGGUUCCAUUCGCCAGUGUAUCUGGCCAGAGAGGGUUUGAGCAUCACACCUUUCAGGAGAUGUGGGAGCUCUACAGCCAGUACCUCGCCCAGGAGGACCGGCCAGAGCAGGUCAGUGCUGAGCAGAGGGAGCUCACUCAGAAGGCCCACAGUUCUGUGAGGAGGUGGCUGCACACACCAGUGACCCACAUCACCAGCGUGCAGAUGAAGUGGUUCAGGAGGUUCAUCAAGGAGAAGGACCACGUUAGCACCAGGUGUGAUGUGUCAUCAUGGCCAAAUGAUGAGGCUGAACUGGUUGCUGCAAGCCAGGCUGUGGAAGACUUGCUCAACUCUGAAGAGGCUGCACGUCUGGGAAAGACGAGCAGCCAUUCCCAGGGUUCCUGUCCUACAGAAGGGACCAAGCAGCCGAAACAGCCUGAUCCCACUGUCCGGCAGAAACAGCCUGAGCCGCCAUACUGGGCGAGGUCUACAGUACAAGCGGAAGGGUGCGGAACAGCCCUCAGCAGUGGACUUAAAGGUGUCGCGGGUACAGAGUCUCCCAGUCUGUUCAUGCUGUGGACAAGCGACCCAGGGACAUAA
Molecule: messenger RNA, 759 nt
Organism: Pseudoliparis swirei
Lineage: Eukaryota; Metazoa; Chordata; Actinopteri; Perciformes; Liparidae
Exons: 4
Coding region: 1-759 (252 amino acids)
Source: RefSeq, a predicted model, not a curated record